AAUGGCGGGGAUGAUGAGGCUGCUGGGGUCGGUGCGGUCGGGAUGGGUUUUGAAGGGGGCCUUGGAGUGCUGCCCCCAUCCAGGCCCCUGGGGGCGCACUUCCAGUGCCCCCCUCCCCCCCGCAAGUUCAGAUCAAGUGGGAGUUACUCAAAGAGAAAGUUUGGUAAGAAGUUAAGAGGAGAAAAGAAAAACCUCGGAAGACCAUACAUGCCACAAGGUUUACAGACAUGGAAUCCUUAUCUUGGCCUGCCUGGAGCCUAGAUAGUUUAUUUGCAUGAUUCAGCGUCCCUGGGCUCCUUACUUACUUCAGCCCUCAACCCACUUCUCAGAUCUUCUGUUUCUCCACUUAAUUCUUUCCUUAGUGCAACAACAUACACACGCCCACACACCUUCCUGAAGAGAAGAGGCUGGGACAGGAGUUUCUGACAGUUCUCACCAGCCAGAGCUGUCAACUUUAAUGGGAUCAACCCCAACCAAAGAAACAAAAUAAUCACAUUCUAGUAGCUGUGUAUCACCAGUCAGCGCUCUUGGCAACUCCAGCCAUGUCACCCAUUCCUUCCUGGAGAAUUAUAGUAUUUCUGAGUUCCAGAAGAUGUGGGAUGUGGGGAGAGGGAGACUGUAAGAGAGGUCACAGAGUACUAAGGAAGUACGUAAGAACUUUGAAUGCUGAAGACCAGCUGUAUCAGGCUGGAUUUUCUUAAAGAUUUGUAACUUUAUUUCUUAUCCACCCCUUUUAACACACACAGGAACCCCACUUCAACCUGGGAUUGGUAAAGAUUGGGUAACGUCUGAAAUGCAACUGAGCAUUAGAAAUGCUUCAGUAAUUUAAGGGAGUUCAGAAAGGGGGAAAAAGUGUCCCUCACUUCUCUAGGCUGGGUGAGAAAGGAGGACCCCAGAGUGUGGGGAUUGGCCCACCCCAUUGAGAAAGCACCUGUUUUGUCACAGGGGCCUCUGAUUGAGGGUUUAUGUACCUAGUUCUCUAUGUUACUAAGCAGUACUUUCUUCUUGUGUCUGUAUUUCUGUUUACAUGAAAUUGUAGGUGUAUGUCUGACUGUAUCUUGCACUUAUUUGUAUUAAGGUACAUUGUGUAUAUAUACGAGUCACAGUGGUGAGCUAGGGGAAAGGGGGUGAAGACUGAAAAGAGAUUUUUCUCAGAUUGGAAGAAACUCUACUGUCAGACCCUCCUUGGCUUGCCAAGGAGGAAGAUGUUCCAGAGGAAAAUUAUAAGCUUUGUAGGAAAGGAGGAUUGCUGGGUAUAUGGACUUUUCAUUUAGUCCCACCACUUCAUGCAGGAGGCUUGUUAGCUUAAUUAUUAAAACCAAUUUGGGAUCAGGGUCAUCCAAAAUUAGCUUUAGAUUAGGCAAUGGAGAUUAAGGAAAACCUAAUUCCUUAAAUUAAACAAAAAGAAUUUUAUUCACUGUCUUUUUGCUUUAGUCAUCUUUAAUAAAUAUUUUGGUGAAUUGGAAAUAAGUUAACAUUGUCCUUCUGUACUUAAGAUACAGAGAGACUUUUGUUAGUGUUUCUUUGAAGCACCACGUUAAUGGAGGUGAGCCAUUCUUGUAUUUUAUAACCUCCCACUAAAAUACAUGCAGGAAUAAUGCUGAUAUGUAACACUAACCAAAGUACAUUACACUAUUAUUAUUUGCUUAUAUUGCAGCUAUUUGUUUUUGAAACUUCAGCAUAUAACAUGCAUUCAUAGUAUUAGAAACUUGCUUUAUCUUCCCACCUUACUAACCAAGAUAUUCUACAUUUUACAGCCUUUUUAAAAACAUAAAGCCUUCCAUCACAAUUGUAAUGGCUUUAGUCUAGGUGUCAUAACGAAUAAAUCCUUAGACCAAUAAGUAAAAUAAAUAUCACUAUCACAUAUUCACAAUUCAUAGUUACUUAGCUUUAGCUAGAGUUGAAACAUAUGUUUCAGAUUCAAUUAAAUGUGAACAUUCAUGCUUUGGACUCCAACUACUAGAAGAGGCUUUCUGAAAAUUUUGUGAAAGCACUACAGAUUGACAGGGUUGGUCAAAUCCCUUCCUGCCCAAUCCUUAGGCCUAUAUUGGUGACACUCAAUUAACAUUGAAUGAGAAUAGAAUACUCUAUAGGGCACAGAGGGAGCAUAGCUCCCUCUUGUGUGUGAAAUAGAGGAUGCCACCUACAGAGAGGAAGUCACUCAUUCAUAUAUAUUCAUUCAUUCAACCCACAAGCUGAUUAGUAUAUGCUACAUGCAGGGGAUGCAAAGAUGGAGAUUAGAAGCUAACAGGGAGACUGAUGUUCAAACAAUUACAAUCCAAUGUGAUUAUUGUGAUCGUGGAGGUAUAUUCAAAAUGCAAUCAGAACAUUAGAGGUAGGAACAUCUACACUGGCCUAAUGGUGUCAAAGAAAAUUUCACAGAGGAGGUAACAUGAGCUGAGACUUGAAGGGUGAAAAGGAGUUUGCUAAGGAGUAAGAGCAUUCCAGGCAGAGGAAAUAGCAUAUGCAAAGGCAUGAAGAGUUAAAAGAGUAUGUCAGAUUCAGGGAGAGGCCAAUAAUUCAGUAUUGCUAGAGGUUAGGCUGGGCCAAAGAUGGAGGUGCAAUGGUAGAUGAGAUCUGAUCAUAAAGGACUUUGUAUGUGAUUGUGAGAUUAGGUUUUACCUAGAGCAAAGAAAUAAAAUGUUUAUAUUUCCUUGUUAGAAAACAAUGUUCUGGCACCAGGCAAGAUAGAAUGAGACUGAACUAGGGCAGUAGGGAAGGAAAUUCAUGGAUGGUUUCAAGAAAUGUUUAGGAGAUAAGAUGGUCCAUCUUUCCGGCUUAUUUUAUUGAUAACAGUGGUGAUGUCACCAAAGAGACAAAGAACACAGAAUAAAAAGCAGAGCAGAGACAGUGAAUUCAGUUUGGGACCUGUUAAAUCUGAGGCAUCCAUGGGGAAGCCAAGUGAAAAUGUCAAUGGGACAAUUGGCCCAGGUAAGAGGUCUGUCUGGAGACAUAGAUUUGAGAAGCAUCGGCCACGGGAAUAGAUGAUUUUGCCUACGGAAUCAUGAAGAGUACUAGAAGAAAAGAGCCAAGGCAGAAUCCUGGGAAGCAGAAACAUUUCCGAGAGAGGAAGGACUAGCAAAGGAGCCACAAAAGUCAUGACCAAAGGCAGGAGACCCAGGAGAACAUGCUGUCAUGGAGAUUCAAGGAGGACACAUUUGAAGAAAGGGGAAACAGUCCACAAUGCCAAAUACCACAGAGAGGUUAAGAAAGAUGAGACGUGAAAACUUCCCUUUAGAUUUAGCAUGUGAUAACCUAAUGGAGAAGAUGGGAAUGGAGAGAAGCCAGAUUGCAAUGGGUUGAGGAAAUAAAGCAGUGGAGACACCAGCAUAGACUAUUCUUCCCAAAAGCCUGGCUAUGAAAGGGGGAGAGUGAGAUAAGACAGUAGCUGGAGGGGACUGAGAAGUUCAAGGGAGAGGGUCCCUUCUCUUUGUGUUCUUAAGAUGGGAGAAAUUUAAGCAUAUCUUUGAGAGAAGGAGCCAGCAGAGAAAGAGAAGCUGACAAGUUGUGUAGAGAAUGGGGGAUGACUAGGGAAAGGUGGUUGUGAAGGCAGGCAAGAAUUGGAGUGAGAGCCCAGGAGAAAAGGAGAUACCCAUUCCCCUGCAAUGGAAGAAUUGAAGAGUUAAGAAAAAAGCAAAACUUCAUGGGAAAACCGAGGCUCAGAGCUUAUGUGACUUGUCCAAAAGACAGGAUUAAAACUGUCUCUCUGUCUUUUUGCCUGACACUAUGCUACCCCCCCAGAGAUAGCAUAGGAGGUGGCCAGCCUAGAAAGAGAGUGAAAGGCUGGGAGCCACAGGGUAUUAUAGAAGAAUCACAGAAUUUAGAACUAGAGGGGACAUGGAGAUCAUCAUAUCCAAUUGCAGACGAGGAAACCAAGGACCAACGAGGUUGUCAUUUGCCUGCCUAAUGUUUUAAAAUAAGUGAAGAACUGGUUCCAGCCCAGGGUUCUCUCCAACAAGGAUUGGAUAAGGAGAUAAAUGGAGUAGUCAGAUGUCCUCUCUUUCCCAAUCUUGUAGCUUCUAUCUAUUCAUGUCACUCUGUUUCAGGUAUUAUUCUUAGCACUUUACACACGCAAUCUUGUCUCACACUCACAAUGACCCUGUGAGGUAAACACUGUCAUCCUUACUUUUAAUAAAACCAAGUAUCUAUAGGGGUCAAGUAACUUGCAAGAGGCAGAUACAGAAUUCAAACACAGAGCUGCUUAACUUCAAACUUAUUCUUUCACUAUAUCACUUAAUAAGACACUACCUAGCCAGACUAUAAAUAAUGGAGCCUCCUGGGAAAACCAAGGCCCCAGUACAGAUCACACACAGGGAAAUGAGCAGAGGUGGGAUCAUUGAUUGUAAAAUAAGGUGAGCUAAGUUUAUUUCAAUUAUUUUAGAGUUUCCAGAGGAGGAGUCAGGGUGCUUGAGAAAGCUAGACAGACCAGUGUGGGCAGUGCCAGGACCGGGAAUCAGCCCUCUGAUGAUAUCGUUGGAUUAUAUAUUUAGCAAAGCUGUCUGGCCUUUGUUCCUUCGGAAACUGAGAAGGAAAGCCAAUCAUUUUGUAAUCUGUACCAACUUUCACCCUUAUGCCUUCGCUUGAUAGCUGUAUAGUAAAUACAGCUCUUUUUAUGUCCUGUGAUCUGUCUGAUUAGGCUGGAGGCCUGAGAGAGAUAAAAGAGAAUUAUAUUUCUUAAGACAGUCCCAGAGGAAGCAGAGAAGCCUCGAGGGUGGUUGUGGCACUGAUUUAGGGGACCUAAGGGUUAGGAAAGGAGCAUGGGGCAACAGAGAUGGAUUGCCAAGACCCUCAUUCCCUCACAGCCAAAACACAGGGAGAUGGAUGGCAGAGGAGCAAUGGACAGACAGUAGCAGUAGAAUCUGGUGAGCUCCAGAGAUGAGGGAACUGGUCUGGUUUAUUCUUAGCUGUAUCUUCAGCACCAAGAAUAGUACCUGGCUCAUAGACAUAAACAUUUAUUGUCCUACAGCAUACGCCUCCCUGUCACAGUCCCAUCAAAAUGGCUGCUUUUGGACACACAUUCCCCUUCUAUACUGGCCUCAAGCCAAUCUUCCCAAUGGACACCACCUUGGCCGUCAUCAUUGCCAUCUUUCUGACUGCACUGGUCACCUUCAUCAUCAUCCUGCCUGGCAUUCGGGGCAAGAUGAGGGUGUUCUGGCUGCUGCGGGUGGUGACCAGCUUAUUCAUCGGGGCCGUGAUCCUAGUAAUGCCCAGAUUUUCCUGAGUUCCUGUAUGUCCAACUCCCCAACUCCAGCUGUGAAUUUCAGUUCUGAGUGGUUCGUGGGCCAGGUCAGCACCAACACAUCAUACAAGGCCUUCAGUUCCAAAUGGAUCAGUGCUGACAUUGGGCUGCAGGUUGGGCUGGGAGGAGUCAACAUUACACUUACAGGGAUCCCAGUGCAGCAGUUGAAUGAGACCAUCAAUUACAAUGAGGAAUUCACAUGGCGCCUGGGUGAAAACUAUGCUGAGGAAUAUGCAAAGGCACUGGAGAAGGGGCUGCCGGACCCUGUGCUCUACCUGGCUGAGAAGUUCACCCCGAACAGCCCAUGUGGACUGCAUGGCCAGUACCGCCUGGCAGGACACUACACCUCAGCCACACUCUGGGUGGCAUUCCUCUGCUGGCUGCUGGCCAAUGUGAUGCUGUCCAUGCCCGUGCUGGUCUACGGUGGCCACAUGCUGCUAGCCACAGGCAUCUUCCAGCUGUUGGGACUGCUCUUCUUCUCCACGGCCACAUCACUCACACCACCCUGUCCCCUGCGCCUGGGCACUGCUACGCUGCACACUCACCACGGGCCUGCCUUCUGGAUCACAUUGACCACAGGACUGCUUUGUGUGCUGCUGGGCCUGGCCAUGGCAGUGGCCCACAGGAUGCAUCCCCAAAGGCUGAAGGCUUUCUUCACCCAGAGUUCAGGAGAGGAUCCUGCGCUGGAAUGGAAUCCUGAAGAAGGGGGACUCCUGAGUCCUCGCUACCGGUCCACAGCUGAGAGUCCUGAGCCCCAGGACAUUCCCCUGUCAGAGGCUUCCUCUGAGGCAUGCUGUAAGAAGGAGCAUCCCAGAGAGCCUGACUGUACCCUAUAAGGCUCUUCUCCCUGGUGGCACCCGGACUUCCAGUCUGGUUCCAGAUCUUAUUGGAGCCUCAUAAACCACCAGAAAUGACUGCAGGUUGGGUUGUUUCAGCCCCCCAGCUCCAAUCUAUAGGUGGAGAAGGAAAAAGAGGCUUUUCCUUUUAAAAAGCAAAACAAAAAGCCCUAAUAUGCUAAACAGAAAUUGGAGCCACCCAUAAACCCUGUCUCCAUGGUAAGACCAAGCAA
This is a messenger RNA of Herpailurus yagouaroundi (jaguarundi), 6308 nucleotides long. RefSeq names its product dual oxidase maturation factor 1 (gene DUOXA1). NCBI's taxonomy places the organism in Eukaryota, Metazoa, Chordata, Mammalia, Carnivora, Felidae. The record is from RefSeq and is a predicted model, not a curated record. Gene Ontology annotation, biological process: protein transport. The transcript has 6 exons. Bases 4876 to 6075 code for a protein of 399 amino acids. Gene Ontology annotation, cellular component: endoplasmic reticulum membrane.